Molecule: messenger RNA, 1613 nt
Organism: Cloeon dipterum
Lineage: Eukaryota; Metazoa; Arthropoda; Insecta; Ephemeroptera; Baetidae
Gene: Alg7
Product: Alg7 dolichyl-phosphate N-acetylglucosaminephosphotransferase
Exons: 6
Coding region: 192-1385 (397 amino acids)
Biological process (GO): dolichol-linked oligosaccharide biosynthetic process; protein N-linked glycosylation
Cellular component (GO): membrane
Molecular function (GO): UDP-N-acetylglucosamine-dolichyl-phosphate N-acetylglucosaminephosphotransferase activity
Source: RefSeq, a predicted model, not a curated record
GUAAACAUACGGCCGCUGACGUCUUCCGAAAUUUCGCCGUGCCGGCACAUUUUCCUCAACGAGUAAGGGUCAAACUCGCAAGCACCCAGACGGCGAGGAGCAUGGAUUGAAAGUGCGAAAUCGGCAUAAUUUGGGGACGGGCUGUGUAGUGCCAGUUUUUAUAAAACCGAGUUGCAUCCGCGGGCAGAAACAUGAGCUCUGCCCUUCUGAUCAACGUCUUCAUGAGUGUGUGCGCCUAUGUGGCCACCGUACAGCUUAUUCCCACCCUCAAGGACAUGUUUUUUAAAGCAAAUCUCUACGGAGUGGACAUGAACAAAAAGGAGAAACACAAAAUCCCGGAGGCGUUGGGGGUUGCGACAGGGUGCUCCUUUCUUGUCACUCUUUUCCUUUUCAUACCUGUUCCCUUUUUGAACUUCAUCGUCGAUGAUGAGCAGUUUCCGCACGAUCAGUUCGUAGAAUUCGUGGCAGCCCUUCUGUCCAUCUGCUGCAUGCUUCUGCUGGGAUUCGCAGAUGAUGUGCUCGACCUGAGAUGGCGUCACAAACUGCUGCUGCCGACAAUCGCUUCCUUACCACUCUUGAUGGUCUAUUACGUCAACUUCAACUCCACCACUGUAGUUGUCCCCCUACCCCUGAGGACCUGGCUCGGCUACGCUGUUGAUGUUGGCCUUCUAUAUUACGUGUACAUGGGAAUGUUGGCUGUUUUUUGCACCAACGCCAUCAACAUUUUGGCCGGAAUCAAUGGGCUUGAGGUCGGCCAGUCUGUGGUGAUUUCCGCCUCCAUCGCCGUUUUUAAUCUUAUUGAAAUGCGAGGACCCCUUCGAGACAAUCAUGAGUUUUCGCUCUUCUUCAUCUUGCCUUACUUUGCCACAUCUCUCGCCCUGUUAAAGUUCAAUUGGUAUCCAAGCCAGGUGUUUGUUGGAGACACUUUCUGCUACUUCUCAGGGAUGACCUUUGCCGUAGUCGGCAUCCUCGGCCACUUCAGCAAGACAAUGCUUCUCUUCUUCAUUCCGCAGGUUUUUAAUUUCCUCUACUCAGUACCUCAACUCUUCCGCUUGGUGCCAUGUCCGAGGCACAGGAUGCCCAGGCUGAACCCGUCAACGGGCCUUCUGGAAAUGAGCAUCACCAAAGUGAAGAAGAGUGAAAUCCAUGUGUUAGGACAGCUUUGUUUGAAAAUAUUCAGCAUGUUUGGGCUUGCGAUGGUGAAAGAAAGCAAGGAAGGGGAGAUUGAGGUCAACAACCUAACUCUGAUCAACCUGAUGCUCCACUGGCGCGGUCCAACUCAUGAAGAAGCACUCACCAAGAAUCUGCUUGUGGUUCAGGUGGUUGGUACUGUGAUUGCUUUUGCCAUCAGGUAUCCUCUUGCUGCCGUUUUCUACGAUUUGUAAAUUAUCUCCCACUCAUUAUGUACAUUUAGUUAAACCAAAGAAAUUCUAGUGUUACCCUGCGCUGCCUGUUUCCCAUUUUAGACUUUUAAUGCAAUGAAUAUCUAAAUAUGUUGAGGUUUAAAAAUUUUAUAUCAUCAAAAGGAUCGUGAUGAUAAAGACUUAUGGCUUGGUGUGCAUGUCAGAUGUGUGUAUGUCGUUGGAUGAAUAAAAUGCAAAAAUGUCUAGAAA